Syngnathoides biaculeatus (alligator pipefish) is the source of this 2317-nucleotide messenger RNA. RefSeq names its product cell division cycle 16 homolog (S. cerevisiae) (gene cdc16). The transcript is spliced from 18 exons. Bases 293 to 2137 code for a protein of 614 amino acids. Gene Ontology annotation, biological process: cell division. Gene Ontology annotation, molecular function: protein binding. The record is from RefSeq and is a predicted model, not a curated record. NCBI's taxonomy places the organism in Eukaryota, Metazoa, Chordata, Actinopteri, Syngnathiformes, Syngnathidae.
CCAGUUAGGCGGAACCUUUGUCGUUUCCGAUCGACGCAGUUUAACGAAGCACAGGCAGCGUCCGUUGCAAGGGAAGCCGCGGAUUUGAUUUCGCGCAGGCUAGCAGGCUAGCGCGUCCUCCUCAGUAUUAGCCUACAGCUUCCUUCUUAACGAUGAUAUGUCUUUGACAAUUGGGUCACCUGCGUUAAAAAAGCUCAUUUAAAAUGAACCUUGACAGACUUCGAAAGCGAGUGCGCCAGUACAUCGACAAGGUACGAGGAGGCUACGGCGUGAUGUGGUGCUGGGAGUUGGCAUGCUAGCGAGGCUUAGCCUGCAUCCAUCUGCGCAGCAGUACCAAAGCGCACUCUUUUGGGCCGAUAAAAUUGCGUCUCUUUCUCAUGAAGAGCCACAAGACAUUUACUGGCUCGCUCAGUGCCUUUACUGGACGUCGCAAUAUCACAGAGCCUCGCACGCGCUCCGCUCGAGGAAACUUGACAAGCUGUACGGUGCUUGUCAGUAUCUCGCCGCGCGGUGCCACUAUGCUGCCAAAGAGUUCCAGCAGGCCUUGGAUAUUUUAUCGGAAGAGGCCGGAUGUAAGAAGCUGGUGGACAGGAGCGUGAAGGAGGAGGUCGGGACGCCCGAGGCCUACAAGGACUGGGACAUGUCGCCUGCCUCCAUCAACAGCUCCAUCUGCCUCCUGCGCGGCAAGAUCUACGACGCCAUGGACAACCGGCCGCUGGCCACCUCCAGCUACAAAGAGGCCUUGAAACUGGACGUGUACUGCUUCGAAGCCUUUGAGCUCCUCACGUCGCACCACAUGCUGACGGCCCAGGAGGAGAGAGACUUUCUGGACUCGCUGCCGCUUACUCAGCAGUGCACAGAGGAAGAAGAGGAGCUGCUUCAUUUCCUGUUUGAGAAUAAGUUAAAGAAGUACAACAAGCCCAGUGACCUGGUGGUGCCGGCCAUGGUCAACGAUCUGCAGGACAACCUGGAUGUGGUGGUGUCCCUCGCCGAGAGACAUUAUUACAACUGCGACUUCAAGAUGUGCUACAAGCUGACCUCCACGGUGAUGGUCAAAGACCCCUUCCAUGCUAACUGCUUACCGGUGCACAUAGGAACUCUCGUUGAGCUGGGAAAGGCAAAUGAGUUGUUUUAUUUAUCGCACAAACUUGUGGAUUUGUAUCCCAACAACCCAGUAUCCUGGUUCGCCGUCGGCUGCUACUAUCUGAUGGUCGGCCAUAAAAAUGAAAACGCCCGUCGCUACCUCAGUAAAGCCACCACUCUGGAGCGGACGUACGGUCCGGCGUGGAUCGCCUACGGUCAUUCCUUCGCCAUGGAGAGCGAGCACGACCAGGCCAUGGCUGCCUACUUCACAGCCGCGCAGCUGAUGAAAGGGUGUCACUUACCGAUGCUGUACAUCGGUCUGGAGUACGGCCUGACCAACAACUCCAAGCUGGCCGAGCGCUUCUUCAGCCAAGCGCUCAGCAUCGCCCCGGAGGACCCGUUCGUCAUUCACGAGGUGGCCGUGGUCGCCUUUCAGAACGGAGACUGGAAGAUGGCUGAGAAGUAUUUCCUCGACGCCAUGGAGAAGAUAAAAGCCAUUGGGAAUGAGGUGACCGUAGACAAGUGGGAGCCGUUACUAAACAACCUGGGCCACGUGUGUCGCAAACUCAAGAAGUACGAGCAGGCUCUGGAGUACCACCGUCAGGCGCUGGUGCUGAUCCCGCAGCACGCCUCCACCUACGCCGCCAUCGGAUACGUGCACAGCCUCAUGGGCGACUUUGAGAGCGCCAUCGACUACUUCCACACGGCACUUGGACUCAAACGAGAUGACACGUUCUCCGUGACGAUGCUCGGCCACUGCAUCGACAUGUACAUUGGCCAAACGGACGCCUACGAAGGCACAGACAUCGGCGACAAGGCGCGGGGCAGGGCAACCACGCAGACGCUGAUGAAGACGCUCAACGCGGCGACGGAACCCGCCGAAGCGCCGGCCUCGCCGCGGCCCGAGGACGCCAGCGCCAUGAUGGUGGAGACGCCGCUGUCCGGCCAGGACAAAAUGGUGCUGGACAUGCCCCUGCGCCUGUCCCUGACGUUGGAGUGCGACAUGUACGAAAGCGACGUCAUGUUGGACACCCUGUCGGACACCAGCACGUGAUGUCGGAGCCGCGGCUUUUCUCGGGCGAGGAUUUGGAAGGAAAGUCCAAACGGGAAGAUGACGUGGAGAUGCCCGACGGUUUGGAGCGAACGGAAACUCAACCUCACGACUUGAAAGACGCUCCUCCUCUCGGCGCCACCUGUGGUUUCGGUUCAAUAAAUCACAACGUUUGUCUUUAAA